This is a messenger RNA of Giardia duodenalis, 1866 nucleotides long. Its product is annotated as Kinase, CAMK CAMK-Unique. The record is from RefSeq and is a predicted model, not a curated record. Gene Ontology annotation, cellular component: cytoplasm; autophagosome. The transcript has a single exon. Bases 1 to 1866 code for a protein of 621 amino acids. Gene Ontology annotation, biological process: autophagy; peptidyl-serine phosphorylation; autophagosome organization. Gene Ontology annotation, molecular function: ATP binding; protein serine/threonine kinase activity. NCBI's taxonomy places the organism in Eukaryota, Fornicata, Diplomonadida, Hexamitidae.
AUGCCCGACGGCGCAGUGGUGACAGGCUCGGUUAGACACCGAAAAAUACAGGCAAUUAGAGCCAUUAAAGCUAUGGAUCUUACCGCUUCUAACGCGACCAUUGAAGAGUUGGCAAAGAACAUCGCCAAGCGCUUUCCAAAUCUAUGGACAGAGGAGAAGAUCGUUCAGCUUAUGCUAGAUGCUAGGGAAAACAAGCUUCCAGAGACAGAAGAGGUCCCUACAAGCCUUACUAGCACACCCGUGCAGUCAGGACAGCUAGACCAGAAGACGCCACAGGCAAGCCGUAGCUCUCCAAGUAAAAUCUUUCACCAAGAGACUGCCCAAAAAGCUCCUUUCACAAAGACAGCUCAGUUACCCGUCUUGGGAGGAGCCUCUGCUGCCAACCCUGUUUAUUCGUCAGGGUCCUUCCAAGCAAACCAAACACCACCUCCACCACAUCCCGCAGACUCGCAUGAUAGGCUGUAUCGCAAUCAUAUUUCUCUGGGUCUUGAACUGGCUGGUCUUGAGCGUAAGUAUCUCAUGCUUAGGUACGAUGCUAAUAGGAUGUUCGCCCCGCCACGGGCGCUACAGAAGCAAACGAGUGCUGUGUAUUCCGUCGCCCAUUAUGAGAAGCAGCACGCGCUCAAGCAACUAAAAGAGCGGAUUGCAGACUUGGAGGGGCGGCUCAAAGGAAGGCUAAGUCCAAAGGAUAGGGCUACAUACACGGCUCAGUAUAAUGCUGCUGCCAUAGAGUGCAGGUCCUUGCUGACUGAGUUGGAUGUAAUCAACCUCCAAGCUGAAGAGGAUGGUGUGAUCAGGCGCCAGGUUUCGACGUAUUGUCUAAGCAACUACUAUAACAACGAAUCUCUUCCAGUACUCUUUCCGAUGAAUGCAGACGUGACUGUGCGGAACUACCAGACGGUAAAGCUCCCGCCGGUGGCAUCCACUGUUCGUCCCCGAUAUAUAUUGAUGAAGAAAUUGGGGUCUGGCGGGUUUUCCACCGUUUAUAAGGCAAUGGAUUUGAGCACAGCACAGAUUGUUGCACUGAAGAUAUCCCGUAAAGAGACUUCACUGGAAGGAGAUGAACACAUAGCAGAGACCAAGCGGUGGCUGUUCCUUAACAGAGAAGCGGCAAUAUAUCAUCACUUGAAGCAUCCUAACAUCGUCCAGCUGAAUUCUGACCCGAUCUUUGUGAAUUCAACCACUGGGCGCAUCGUUCUCAAUCCGGCUUACGAACCAUACAAUGAAAUUGCACUUUCCAUGGAGCUGUGCGAAGGUGGUGAUCUGCAUGAUUUUCUUGCCCUCCUUUGCCGCAGCGACAAGCAGGCACGAACAGAGCAUGAGCUCCUAACAAUACUACUCCAGAUUGCAGAAGCCCUUAAAUAUUUGCAUACAUUAGAUUCUCCAAUCACACAUAACGACAUUUCAUUGCGCAAUAUUCUCCUCGCAGAGGGGGGUGUCUGGAAACUGAGCGAUUUUACCCUUGUGAAGCCGCUGGCGGACAAGAAAGAAGUUCAGAUGGUCACCUCUCUAGCAGGGACAAAGCCCUUUACUGCUCCCGAAAAACUUCUGCAGGGGGUUUUCGGCCCAGCAAGCGAUAUGUACUCCUAUGGGGUUGUAGCAUUUGCAUGCUUUGUCGGGAACAUUAAUUUAUUUCUGGCUCCCAACAACUUCGCAGAGAUACCGGGAAGAGGUUCGCUGAUGGACAGGGCACGGGCAGAUCUGUGUUCAGGGACCUGUUAUGUGUGCAAUCCGUCUGAUAGGGUGGUGGAUUUGAUCACCAAUUUACUUUGUCUGGAUAUGAACGCGCGGAUGACCGCAGAACAAGUCUGCCAGACCCUCAGCGAAAUGCUGUCAGGGUAUCGGAAAACAAAAAUUAAAAUUUGA